Messenger RNA from Aspergillus brunneoviolaceus CBS 621.78, 540 nucleotides. Its product is annotated as putative scytalone dehydratase. Gene Ontology annotation, biological process: melanin metabolic process. The transcript has 4 exons. Bases 1 to 540 code for a protein of 179 amino acids. Gene Ontology annotation, molecular function: scytalone dehydratase activity. NCBI's taxonomy places the organism in Eukaryota, Fungi, Ascomycota, Eurotiomycetes, Eurotiales, Aspergillaceae. The record is from RefSeq and is a predicted model, not a curated record.
AUGGCGAAACCUACCGCUCCUUGUUUCGAAGAUGUCCUUGGUUGUCAGGCAGCCCUUUAUGAAUGGGCGGAGAGUUAUGACACUAAAGACUGGGAUCGUCUCGCCCAGUGCAUUGCUCCCACGCUCCGGAUCGAUUACCGUGCUUUCUUGAACAAGCUCUGGGAAGAAAUGCCUGCGCCUGAGUUCCUGCUCAUGGCGUCCGAUCUCAAGUUCCUGGGCAACCGUCGCCUGAAGACGCAGCAUUUCGUCGGCGGGGCGUCUAAGUGGCUCCAAACCAGCGAGGAUGAGAUCACUGGCCAACAUCAGAUGCGCGUCGCUCAUCAGAAAUACGCCGACGAUGCGCUGAGCGAAGUCGCCCUUAAGGGCCACGCCCACGGGCAUGCCACCAUCUGGUAUCGCAGGGUGGAGGGGCAAUGGCGGUUUGCUGGCAUCGAGCCGGGCAUCCGCUGGUCAGAAUAUGACCAUGACCGGAUCUUCUUCGAGGGCUUAACCGUUCGGUCCGGUUGUGAUCUCUCUGGCCCAUCACUUUUACACUCCUGA